Molecule: messenger RNA, 1869 nt
Organism: Ochlerotatus camptorhynchus
Lineage: Eukaryota; Metazoa; Arthropoda; Insecta; Diptera; Culicidae
Product: ankyrin-1-like
Exons: 7
Coding region: 1-1869 (622 amino acids)
Molecular function (GO): protein binding
Source: RefSeq, a predicted model, not a curated record
AUGGAUGGACUGCUCUUCAUUUCGCAGCUCAAAAUGGACACGAUCACACUCAAUGGUCAUAAGCACGUUGCAGAACUCUUGAUAUCAAACAAUGCUGACGUGAAUGCAGUGUUUGAAGGUGGAUGGACAGCUCUUCAUUUAGCAGCUCAAAAUGGUCAUAAGAACGUUGCAGAGCUCUUGAUAUCAAACAAUGCUGACGUGAAUGCAGUGCAGGAAGAUGGAUGGACUGCUCUUCAUUUCGCAGCUCAAAUCAAUGGUCAUAAGCACGUUGCAGAACUCUUGAUAUCAAACAAUGCUGACGUGAAUGCAGUGUUUGAAGGUGGAUGGACAGCUCUUCAUUUAGCAGCUCAAAAUGGUCAUAAGAACGUUGCAGAGCUCUUGAUAUCAAACAAUGCUGACGUGAAUGCAGUGCAGGAAGAUGGAUGGACUGCUCUUCAUUUCGCAGCUCAAAAUGGACACGAUCACGCAGCACUCAAUGGUCAUAAGCACGUUGCAGAACUCUUGAUAUCAAACAAUGCUGACGUGAAUGCAGUGUUUGAAGGUGGAUGGACAGCUCUUCAUUUAGCAGCUCAAAAUGGUCAUAAGAACGUUGCAGAGCUCUUGAUAUCAAACAAUGCUGACGUGAAUGCAGUGCAGGAAGAUGGAUGGACUGCUCUUCAUUUCGCAGCUCGAGAUGGAAAUAAGAACGUUGCAGAGCUCUUGAUAUCAAACAAUGCUGACGUGAAUGCAGUGUUUGAAGGUGGAUGGACAGCUCUUCAUUUAGCAGCUCAAAAUGGUCAUAAGAACGUUGCAGAGCUCUUGAUAUCAAACAAUGCUGACGUGAAUGCAGUGCAGGAAGAUGGAUGGACUGCUCUUCAUUUCGCAGCUCAAAAUGGACACGAUCAGUUGAUCCAACUGUUGAUUGAAGAAAAAGCCACUGUAAACAUUUUUUCAAAUACCGGUAGAACUCCACUUCAUAGCGCAGCACUCAAUGGUCAUAAGCACGUUGCAGAACUCUUGAUAUCAAACAAUGCUGACGUGAAUGCAGUAACUCCACUUCAUAGCGCAGCACUCAAUGGUCAUAAGCACGUUGCAGAACUCUUGAUAUCAAACAAUGCUGACGUGAAUGCAGUGUUUGAAGGUGGAUGGACAGCUCUUCAUUUAGCAGCUCAAAAUGGUCAUAAGAACGUUGCAGAGCUCUUGAUAUCAAACAAUGCUGACGUGAAUGCAGUGCAGGAAGAUGGAUGGACUGCUCUUCAUUUCGCAGCUCAAAUCAAUGGUCAUAAGCACGUUGCAGAACUCUUGAUAUCAAACAAUGCUGACGUGAAUGCAGUGUUUGAAGGUGGAUGGACAGCUCUUCAUUUAGCAGCUCAAAAUGGUCAUAAGAACGUUGCAGAGCUCUUGAUAUCAAACAAUGCUGACGUGAAUGCAGUGCAGGAAGAUGGAUGGACUGCUCUUCAUUUCGCAGCUCGAGAUGGAAAUAAGAACGUUGCAGAGCUCUUGAUAUCAAACAAUGCUGACGUGAAUGCAGUGUUUGAAGGUGGAUGGACAGCUCUUCAUUUAGCAGCUCAAAAUGGUCAUAAGAACGUUGCAGAGCUCUUGAUAUCAAACAAUGCUGACGUGAAUGCAGUGCAGGAAGAUGGAUGGACUGCUCUUCAUUUCGCAGCUCAAAAUGGACACGAUCAGUUGAUCCAACUGUUGAUUGAAGAAAAAGCCACUGUAAACAUUUUUUCAAAUACCGGUAGAACUCCACUUCAUAGCGCAGCACUCAAUGGUCAUAAGCACGUUGCAGAACUCUUGAUAUCAAACAAUGCUGACUGGAAGAAGAUGGAUGGACUGCUCUUCAUUUCGCAGCUCGAGAUGGAAAUAAGAACGUUGCAGAGCUCUUGA